Molecule: messenger RNA, 347 nt
Organism: Macrosiphum euphorbiae (potato aphid)
Lineage: Eukaryota; Metazoa; Arthropoda; Insecta; Hemiptera; Aphididae
Source: the annotation of a GenBank genome assembly
AACAGCCGCCAGCAGAGAGCAGCCAUGAACCUUCUGACGCGGAGUCGAUGGGCCUCGUCGAUCUGUUCGACCUGCAGCCGGCUGACCAUGUAUACCGGGAAAUCCCGCUGCCACCAGCUGACCCGUCAACGUCCGUCGACCUUGUGCUCGUCCCGGACAACGUUGUCGAGGUUCCGGAAGUCCCGCCGCCGUCAGAUGACCGGACAACACGAGACGAGACCGCCAAUCGUUCCCACGGCGAGUUCCGGCCAGGCCGAACUGGAACCGGAUAUCGCCGACAGGGGCCGAGGUGUCGACGACGCAAGCCGGGCGAUGGCAGCCGUGGACGACCCCGCUGCCAAAUCUAA